Molecule: messenger RNA, 4360 nt
Organism: Cuscuta epithymum
Lineage: Eukaryota; Viridiplantae; Streptophyta; Magnoliopsida; Solanales; Convolvulaceae
Source: the annotation of a GenBank genome assembly
CCCCGCCCCGUUUUCCCCUCUGUUCUUUUUGUGCACACACACCAAAACAGAGGAAUACAUAGAUAUCUGUCGUCUGUAGCUAUCCAUAUUCAUCCAUCGAUCUGUAUCCCUUCUUCAUCAUCUUCAUUUAAUAAACAGUGUGCAAAUUUGGCCAUCUCACCUUUGAAUUUUCAACCCCUCUCUCUCUCUCUCUCUCUCUCUCUCUUAAAUCUCCACCCAUUAUUUCUUAUUCUCCGCUCUCCUGAAAGCAGCUAUGAUGCUUAUCAAGCGGUGACGGUGACACUUCCUAGAUCUUUAGGCAUACAUUCGGAUAUAUAUCCGUGUGCGAAUGUGUUGCUGACCUAAUGGGUGAAGGCUGCAGUGGGUCUGAGGUGCUUUCAUGGCUGAAAACCCUACCACUUGCUCCAGAGUACCAUCCCACCCUAGAAGAGUUCAGAGAUCCAAUUGCAUACAUUUUCAAGAUCGAGGCCGAAGCCUCAAGGUAUGGAAUCUGCAAAAUUGUUCCCCCUGUAGCGGCCCCGCCAAAGAAAACCGCUAUUUCGAACCUUAAUAAGUCGCUUUCCGCUCGACCUGGCUCCAGUGGCCCCACAUUCACUACUCGGCAGCAACAGAUCGGGUUCUGCCCCAGGAAGCACCGGCCUGUGCAGAAACCCGUGUGGCAGAGUGGGGAGAAGUACACGCUUCAGCAAUUUGAGGCCAAAGCCAAAGGUUUCGAGAAAAAUUACAUCAAGAGGAGCUCAAAGAAGGGGAUGCCUCCUUUGGAGGUUGAGUCCCUUUACUGGAAGGCAACAGUGGAUAAGCCAUUCUCUGUUGAGUACGCCAAUGAUAUUCCUGGUUCCGCAUUUGCUCCUAAGAAGGCAGAUUCCUGUCGGGCUGUAGGGGAAGGGGUGACAGUGGCAGAGACAGAGUGGAAUAUGAGAGGAGUUUCCAGGACCAAUGGCUCUUUGCUCAAGUUCAUGAAGGAAGAGAUACCUGGAGUUACUUCUCCCAUGGUGUACAUUGCUAUGAUGUUCAGUUGGUUUGCUUGGCAUGUGGAAGAUCAUGACUUGCAUAGUUUGAAUUACCUGCAUACUGGUGCAGGGAAGACAUGGUAUGGUGUUCCUCGAGAUGCUGCAGUGGCCUUUGAGGAGGUGAUCCGGGUACAUGGCUAUGGCGGGGAGAUCAACCCCCUUGUUACUUUUGCUACCCUCGGAGAGAAGACCACUGUCAUGUCACCAGAAGUGCUGCUUAAUUCCGGUGUUCCAUGCUGCAGACUCUGACCAUACUGCAUUUUGUGGGAUCAGGCUGGUGCAAGAUGUUGGAGAAUUUGUUGUCACCUUUCCAAGAGCUUAUCACUCGGGGUUUAGUCAUGGGUUUAAUUGUGGAGAGGCCUCUAAUAUUGCCACUCCUGGAUGGUUAAGGGUUGCAAAAGAUGCUGCAAUUCGUAGGGCAUCGAUCAAUUGCCCCCCUAUGGUUUCUCACUUCCAGUUGCUCUACGAUCUAGCACUCUCUUUCUGUUCAAGUAUGUCUAGGAACAUCCGAUCAGAACCAAGGAGUUCAAGGUUGAAGGAGAAGAAGAAAGAUGAAGGAGAAACACUAGUCAAGGAUUUCUUUGUUCAGGAUUUGGUGCAAAACAAUUCUCUUCUUCACGUUCUUGGAGGAGGAUCUUCAGUUGUACUUCUUCCUAGGAAUUCUGCAAAUUUACAAGGAUCUCAGCUUAACAUAAAGCCCGAACAGGAAACGACAAAGGAUUUACGUUUUGAUAAUGUGUCAAUUGCCAGGAAACAGGGAAUUAAACAAACAUCUGCUGUCCGUUCAACUAGAGGAAAAUCUUGUUCAUCAAGCAGUAGGCUUAGUGUUUCUGGCAAAUGUUAUAAUGUUAGAUCAUCUAAUGGGAACAUAAAUGCGUCGACUGAAAGAGCUUAUAACAGCGAUAGGUCAUCUGAGCAUGGACUGUUUUCAUGUGUGACUUGUGGUAUACUGUGUUACACUUGUGUUGCCAUUGUUCGACCGACGAAAGAAGCCGCUCAUUGUCUGCUCUCGGCUGACUUCGAGAGCUUAAGUCAAUGGAGAGCGGCCAGUGGUAGGACCCCAGGUGUUAAUGAGAGUACAGAUGUGCCGACGUUAUGUUCAUCCUCAGGAUUGAUGGCGAGGAGAGCACAAGAUGGUUCAUUUGAUGUCCCAGUAAAAUCCAACAAUCAAACCGUGUUACUCAGUGAUGAAAGGGUAGGGGUGGUUUCCACUAGUAGAACACACAAAGACAUUUCUUCCCUUGGUCUGUUGGCUUCAACCUAUGGUGAUUCUUCUGACUCCGAGGAGGAAGCUGAUAAUGCUUCUGUCAAAUAUUGUGAGCGCAGAUCGCUAGUUCUUGAUGAUGAGAUUCCUCCCCAGCUCGUUAUUGACCCUUACGCUGAUCACAGACAGAGGAGAGCAAAACCUGAUGUUGGAAAUCAUUGCAGUUUUGACGAUUCUGUUUAUGAGGAAAGUGAUGAUAAAACAAUAUCAGUGCUUUCAAAUGGUUUGCAAGGUAGAUUGGGAGAUCGUGUAAAGUCCCAUCAAGCUAGGCUGAAUUAUUUCCCAUUUGUUGCCCAUAAGGAGUCCGGAGUUGCAAACAACACCCUGGUGCCCUUUCAGGAAGCAUCUAUGCCGUCUGAUGAAGAUUCCUUCAGAAUGCAUGUUUUCUGUCUCCAACAUGCUGUUGAAGUGGAAAAACAGCUACAGUUGAUAGGAGGGGCCCACGUUUUCCUCUGUUGUCAUCCAGAUUAUCCCAUACUAGAAGCUGAAGCAAAAAAGUUGGCGGGAGAGUCUGGAAGUGAUUACAUUUGGAGUGAGAACUCAUUCCACGAAGCCACUGAAGGUGAUAAGAAACUCAUUCUGUCAGCUUUAGAGACCGAGGAAGCCAUACAUGGGAAUGAGGAUUGGGCCGUUAAAUUGGGAAUCAAUCUUUUCUAUAGUGCCAACCUCAGUCGUUCCACUCUUUACUGCAAGCAGAUGUCUUAUAACUCUGUCAUUUACUCUGCGUUUGGACGGAGCUUUCAAGCAGUUACUUCCACAUCAUCCGAUAACGAUAUUGUGAUGGGUCCUGCGAAACAUAAGAAAAUAUCAGUUGCUGGAAAAUGGUGUGGGAAAGUCUGGAUGUCAAACCAGGUCCAUCCUUUUCUUGCCCAGUUCAAUCCUGAUCGAAAGCCUAUUCUUCUGUCAAUGGAAGGUAACCAGAUUGCAAAAAAGAGGAAAUCUGUAUUAACAAAAAGAGGUGGGUCCCCUGCUAGUGAAAAACUGAAUAGUAAUAAUCUUAAAAACAAGCGGAUUAAGAAAGAGGCAUAUGCAGAAGAACCUCAAAAGAACAUUACUGAGAAGAACAAAAGGGUUGACCACAUUGUCAAUGAAGAUGAUGAGAUUGAAGGUGGGCCUACCUCACGGCUCAGAAGGAGAACCCUAAAACCGGUUGAUGAUUUGGAAACCAAACUGAUAAAAGCAAAACCAGUGCUCAAGAAGCCCGAGCCUAAGAAAGUGAGGAAAGGCCCAUUAAUGAAGGUUCCAAAGAAGGCUAUUAAUAAAAAGGGUCCGAUUGACGAGGAAGGAGAACAUUCGUGUGACCUGGAAGGUUGCAACAUGAGUUUUGGGUCAAAUCAAGAGCUCCAAUUGCACAAAAAGAACAUAUGUCCAGUCAAGGGGUGCAGGAAGAAGGUUCCAAAGAAGGCUAUUAAUAAAAAGGGCCCGAUUGACGAGGAAGGAGAACAUUCGUGUGACCUGGAAGGUUGCAACAUGAGUUUUGGGUCAAAUCAAGAGCUCCAAUUGCACAAAAAGAACAUAUGUCCAGUCAAGGGGUGCGGGAAGAAGUUCUUUUCCCACAAGUAUUUGGUUCAACACCGACGUGUCCACAUGGACGAGCGUCCCUUGAAGUGUCCGUGGAAAGGGUGCAAGAUGACGUUCAAGUGGGCCUGGGCCCGAACCGAACACAUUAGGGUCCAUACCGGAGUGCGUCCUUAUGUUUGUACGGAAUCCGAUUGCGGUCAAACAUUUAGGUUCGUAUCUGAUUUCAGUCGUCACAAGCGGAAAACCGGCCACACUACAAACAAGUGAAGAUGAUGUUAUGAUCAUAUUGGAGAAAAAAGGGUAAAUUGCUAUUUGACUUGGCUGUUUGUGAAAUGUUGUUUAGUUAACAGAAAUAGGGUGUAGGGUUAGGAUUGACUUUGUAAUUUUGCGUUGGUAGUUUGGUACACAGAGACAUUUUCUUUGUCCGGUUUCAUUAUCAGGUCCAAUUGAUCUCAGCUAGGGCAAUAUCUUUAUUAUGUUUGAGAAGAAGAAAAAUGUUCCAACAUAAGGAAUCUUACAUUUGAAUUCAAGAUGCCAGCUUCUCUAAUUAUUUCUUUUUGCUCUC